Molecule: messenger RNA, 1717 nt
Organism: Magallana angulata
Lineage: Eukaryota; Metazoa; Mollusca; Bivalvia; Ostreida; Ostreidae
Product: cilia- and flagella-associated protein 418-like
Exons: 6
Coding region: 113-646 (177 amino acids)
Cellular component (GO): cytosol
Source: RefSeq, a predicted model, not a curated record
GCUAGACGUACCGGAAGUGGAGCAUUGUCAACAGCCACAACAAGUCUGUCAACAGAGAAAAUGUGCUCAUGAUUUUAAUUUGUCAUAACUAGACAUAAACUGUUGACACAGCAUGGCCGAGGAUAUUGAUGAUUUACUUGAGGAGGUGGAGACCAAGUUCUUGACGAAGGAUAAGAAACAAUCGAGAUCGAAAAGUAAUCGAAAGGAAAAAAGAGAUAACGAAUAUGACAUCGACGAUUUACUUGAUGACAUUAAAGUAGAGCCUAUACCAAAGACUUCUGUAGCUAGCGUCUCCAACGAUUCCUUAGACUUCCGCCCAGCCUCCGGGAAAAAAUGUUUCCCUGUGUAUUUUGGUGGUUCUUCGUGUUCUCAGGGCAUGGCUAACUCCUUCAGCCAAAGGGCCUGUGAUAAAUUACGUUGUACAUCAUGUGACUUCAAAGUGUGUUCAUUUGACAAUUUUGAGUGGCAUUCAGAGACGGACUAUCUGUUUCUCAGGAAUAAUGUUCCAGACUUUCAUCGCCUAAAAUCCAAUCUCGCUCCUAAAAACGGUUGCCGUGCCUACUGCUGUCAGUGCUCUCAUCGCUCCAUAAAGGACCUGACCCAGCUGUCCGACCCUCAGCUCAAGUGGGUGUGUGGCAAGCACUGACCUUGACCCACUUACCGAUCGAUAAAGUGCUUACAGUUGUGUGCUGUUCAGUGUUCAGCGUCUGGUCUCGUAUAUUCAGUUCAGCUUCAUGAAAGUUGUAUAUAAAAUAUAGCAGGCUCUUGAUAAGCCAAUAUAUUAAUCACUGCUUUGUACUUGAUAAGAGAGAUACGUGUAUAUGAAUACAUUGCUAGAAAUGAAUACUUUCGACUGUUUGUUUUUACCAAUAUGAACAAGGAAAAAAAUUUUAAAUCAGGGUCAAAAGUCGUUCCUGUUUAUCGUUUUUGGAGUAAAUGUAGACAUGUUGUUUUGAACUAGAUGUUACAUUUCUAGUCUAAACUAUUGUUAUAUUGUGUGAAUAAGUAACAAAAUGCUCAAUGAUAUGACCCAAAAUAGGUAAAAUGCUUGAUAAGAUACUUUAAAUAAAUGACUUUUUUGAUAGCUCACCGGCCGUAAAAGCUAAAGUGAGCUUUUCUGAUCACUUUCCGUCUCUCUGUCAGUCCAUCCAUCUGUAAACUUUUCACAUUUUAUUACCUCUUUUCCAGAACAACUGGGCCAGUUGUAGCCAAACUUGGUUAGGUCACACUUAUUUGUCAGGAUAUUUGUAUUCAAUAUCAUUAAGCUGAUUUGAUCAGAGUUAUGGCAAUGUGUUGCUCAGAUGAGCGAUGUGGCCUUUGGCCUCUUGUUUUUUGUUAUUAUCUUUAAUGAAGAUAAUUGGUUGUAUGUAUAUACAGCUUUCUGUCCAGUGUGUUGGUGGUGAUCACAGUAUACUCAACAGUAUUAUAAUCAGUCAACUGACAGCGACUCACUGAAGGUUUAAAUAAUGGUUUGCCCUUUCAAAGAACCUAAAUGUACAUCACUAAUUCUUCUAAUUCCUGUAUGCCUUAUUUAGAUUUAUGACUUCUCAUGCAGUAUAUAUUUAUGUGGAUUUGAGCCUCCUCAUGCAGUGAAUAUUUAUAUGGACUUUAAUAAACCUUUUCACUUGGUGAAUAUUAUGUUUUCCAAACAACAUCACUUUGUUUUUUGUGUCCUACUAUGUUCCACUCUAAAGAUAAAUAAAGUGUUCAAACAAGA